CUUUGUUAUUAAUGGUUACUCGACUAUAUAUAGCCUAGAAAGAUCCAAUUCUUCUACUCAACCAUUUCCCUAGUACUCUUGAUCAUUCAUUAAGAAAUUAUUAAAAUUUGAUUUCAAAGAAAUGGGUCUAAAGUCCAAAUUGUCCGCUCAGUUUGAAGUGAAGACUAAACACGAUGUGUUUCUUGAUGUCUUUAGUCACAAAGCAGGCCAUGUCUCCACCAUGUGCCCAGUGCAUAUACGAAGUGCUGAGCUUCUUGAAGGAGAUUUUGGAACUGUUGGCUGCAAAGUUUGUUGGAAGUAUACCCAUGAUGGGAAAGAGAUGAUUUCCAAGCAGAUAUCUGAAGCUAUAGAUGAAGAAAAAAAGACUAUGAUAGUAAGGGAAUUUGAAGGAGAUUUAGCGAAUGAAUAUGAAAACUGGAAGUUAACUCUCCAUGUUAAUGCAGAAGGUGAAAAGAAUUUAGUCUGUUGGACUAUGGAGUAUGAAAGGCCCAAUGAGAACAUCCCUGAACUAACAAAUCUGUUGCAGUUUAUUAUUGAUUUUACCAAAGCUGUUGAUGACCACCAUGUCAAGCAAAAUUGA
Lycium barbarum (goji berry) is the source of this 580-nucleotide messenger RNA. Its product is annotated as kirola-like. NCBI's taxonomy places the organism in Eukaryota, Viridiplantae, Streptophyta, Magnoliopsida, Solanales, Solanaceae. The transcript has 2 exons. Gene Ontology annotation, biological process: defense response. The coding region runs from base 122 to 580 and encodes 152 amino acids. The record is from RefSeq and is a predicted model, not a curated record.